This is a messenger RNA of Drechmeria coniospora, 495 nucleotides long. RefSeq lists its product as uncharacterized. NCBI's taxonomy places the organism in Eukaryota, Fungi, Ascomycota, Sordariomycetes, Hypocreales, Ophiocordycipitaceae. The coding region runs from base 1 to 495 and encodes 164 amino acids. The record is from RefSeq and is a predicted model, not a curated record. The transcript has a single exon.
AUGGCUUCUCUCCAUGAUGACGACGCAAAACCUCCCGCUUCGACGGCCCACACGCGCAUUCUCAUAUGGCGCUCCGAGGUCGCCACGGCCCUCGCCUCCCCGGCCUGCCCCCUCUCCUCCGCCUCGACGACGUCAUCUGCCGCCUCGGCAACCUCGAGCGCCAUCACCGCCGCCUCCCUUCCCGUGCCCUCGCAAGGCCACCGGCUACCUCGCUUCUGGACUCUUCUCGUCCGCCGCCUCUCCUUCCGCAAGCACGCCGACGAUGACGGUGAGGUGGGCCCCCACGGCGAGGUCAUACGAACCGCCAUGUACCGUACGGCACCUCAGCAGCUGGACCAGCUGGAGAGGGCGCACGAGGCGGAGGAGAUGGGCCUUGGGGAGGAGAGCAGCGGUGACGGCGCUGCCGCUGCCGCCAAAGGGCGCAAGAAGGCAGAGAGGUUGGCCCGAGCAGCUAGGCUGCUGAGGCAGCAGAAACCUCACGUGGACGCUUCUUAG